This is a messenger RNA of Leptonychotes weddellii (Weddell seal), 1305 nucleotides long. The record is from RefSeq and is a predicted model, not a curated record. Lineage: Eukaryota; Metazoa; Chordata; Mammalia; Carnivora; Phocidae.
AUGUCCGGCUCCAAAAGCGUGAGCCCCCCGGGCUACGCGGCGCAGACAGCGGCGGCGCCGGCGUCCCGGGGAGGCCCGGAACACCGCUCGGCGUGGGGGGAAGCGGAUUCCCGCGCCAAUGGCUACCCUCACGCCCCUGGGGGUUCGACCCGCGGCUGCACCAAGAAACCCGGGGGGGCGGUGACCCCGCAGCAGCAGCAGCAGCAGCGCCUGGCCAACCGCUGGCGCAGCGACGACGACGACGAUCCUCCGCUGAGUGGCGACGACCCCCUGGCCGGGGGCUUCGGCUUCAGCUUCCGCUCCAAGUCGGCUUGGCAGGAGCGCGGCGGCGACGACUGUGGUCGCGGCAGCCGCCGGCAGCGGCGGGGCGCGGGCCGCGCGGUGGACGAGCUGGAGGCCGGCGCCGUCGAGGGCGACGAAGGGUCGGGGGAUGGCGGCAGCUCGGCAGAAUCCGGCGCGGGGCCCGGCGCAGUGCUGUCGCUGGGUGCCUGCUGCCUGGCGCUGCUGCAGAUAUUCCGCUCCAAGAAGUUCCCGUCGGACAAGCUGGAGCGUCUGUACCAGCGCUACUUCUUCCGUCUGAACCAGAGCAGCCUCACCAUGCUCAUGGCCGUGCUGGUGCUCGUGUGCCUCGUCAUGCUGGCCUUCCACGCGGCGCGGCCCCCGCUCCAGCUGCCCUACCUGGCAGUGCUGGCGGCUGCGAUAGGUGUCAUCCUCGUCAUGGCUGUGCUCUGCAACCGCGCCGCCUUCCACCAGGACCACAUGGGCCUGGCCUGCUACGCGCUCAUCGCCGUGGUGCUGGCCGUCCAGGUGGUGGGCCUGCUGCUGCCCCAGCCGCGCAGCGCCUCCGAGGGCAUCUGGUGGACCGUGUUCUUCAUCUACACCAUCUACACGUUGCUGCCUGUGCGCAUGCGGGCCGCGGUACUCAGCGGAGUGCUCCUGUCGGCCCUCCACCUGGCCAUCGCCCUGCGCACCAACGCCCAGGACCAGUUCCUGCUCAAGCAGCUUGUCUCCAAUGUCCUCAUUUUCUCCUGCACCAACAUCGUGGGUGUCUGCACCCACUACCCAGCUGAGGUCUCCCAGAGACAGGCCUUCCAGGAGACCCGGGAGUGCAUCCAGGCACGACUCCACUCACAACGGGAGAACCAGCAACAGGAGCGGCUCCUGCUGUCUGUCCUCCCCCGUCAUGUUGCCAUGGAGAUGAAAGCAGACAUCAAUGCCAAGCAGGAGGAUAUGAUGUUCCAUAAGAUUUACAUCCAGAAACAUGACAACGUGAGAUACCUGCCUCUCCUGCAGCCGGCAGUGUGA